This is a messenger RNA of Perkinsus marinus ATCC 50983, 786 nucleotides long. RefSeq lists its product as hypothetical. The transcript has 7 exons. The record is from RefSeq and is a predicted model, not a curated record. NCBI's taxonomy places the organism in Eukaryota, Perkinsozoa, Perkinsida, Perkinsidae. The coding region runs from base 1 to 786 and encodes 261 amino acids.
AUGCCUGUCGCCUGCUUCCUAUCCUUGGUCUCUCUGGAUGAGCAUCUCACUCGGUGGUUGGACUCUUGUAAUCUCGGCGAGAAGACCACUGAGCCCACUGAUGCCGAUACGCUCCUGAGGAGGCCGAAUUUGUAUGAUGAGCGAGGAAACUCCUGGAGUGAACUGGGGAAAGCAAACGUAUAUUUUAAUAGGACGUUGAGCGAUCGAGUGGGAGUAAGUACGGUUAUGGUCAUUGGUGGGUCGGGAGACUACUUCCAUGUGGCUGAUACUGUCGUGAUGAUGGACCAGUAUGUGCCUUAUGAUGUGACUAGUCGAGCCAAGCAGAUCGCGGCUGAUGAUGAUGUGCAUCUUACUAUCCCGGAAGUUGAUGAGAAUAUCUUUACGGGCCUUCGUGGGAGGUGCCUCGAUCCUCAUACAUUACGAGCUGAUGGCAAAGUACAGUCGAAAUCAUUGCGAUGUAUUUCCUAUGGAUGGACGGAGAUUGAGCUCACCAACGUGGAACAGCUUGUGGAGACGGGCCAGGCUAGGGCUAUUGCUGAUGCUAUACAGACACUAGCUGAGAAGGAUUACACUAGAGGAAGGAGGUUGUCUGACGUUCUUGAUCGGUUUUACGAGGAGAUUCAUCGACAUGCCUAUCCAACAGGUCGAGGAGAUGAGUAUAAGACGGGCCUCGAUGCAGUGCAGAGGGCUAGUUAUCCCGCUGGGUACUAUUCGUAUCCUCGGAAGCUUGAGUUGGCAGCAGCAAUCAAUCGGCUACGGAAGAUGAAGAUAUACUCUGUCCAGUGA